AAAAGUAUUAAAUUUUGAGCAACAAAAACUAACAAAGUUAACAAACAAUCAUUUUAAACAUGGCAGCCUUUAGGAAUAAGGAAGAAAUUUACAUAAAGUUUAUUGAUCUUUAUGUUAGUGCUGGUUCAAAAGAUAUUUUAAAGAAUGUCUGUGGAGAAAUAAAUCCUGGAGAAGUGUUUGCCAUUAUGGGACCAUCAGGUGCUGGCAAAUCAAGCCUUCUAAACUUACUUGCUGGCAGAAAAAUAAAAGGAGUUUUGAGCGGUGGUGUGGUUUUAAUUAAUGGAGAGAACUGUUCAAAGCUGCUUCGAAGAAAAAUUGGAUAUGUAAUGCAAGAAGACAUCUUUUUUCCAAAUCUUACUAUCAGGCAAACUUUAGAAUUUGUAGGUAAAAUCAGACUCCCUGACAGCAUGAAGUGGUCUGAAAAACUUGCUGUUGUUGACAAAGUGAUUGACGAUCUUGGUCUACGUAAAUGUGAAAACACUGUGAUAGGUGACAGUUACAAUCCGCAUGGAUGUUCAGGGGGUGAAAGAAAACGUUGCAGUAUUGCUGUAGAGCUUAUUACCAAUCCCGCAUGCAUAAUUUUAGAUGAGCCAACUACUGGUUUAGAUUCUUCUACAGCAUUCAAUCUUAUAAAAACUCUUAAAAAUCUUGCUUUAAAAGAAAAACAUGCCAUUUGUGUAACCAUUCACCAACCUUCUAGUCAAGUGUUUCACAUGUUUGACAAACUGAUGUUGCUAUGCAAUGGAACGGUAAUGUUUUUUGGGAAAAAUGCAAAUGUUUUGCCUUUUUUUGAAUCGAUUGGAUUGCCUGUAUACCCUAAUUGGAAUCCUGCUGAUUUUUUUAUUGAGAAACUCAAAAAAACUGAUGUUCAAGCAAAAAUGAUUGAAAGAUUCAAAAUGUUCCAAAGCAACAUGGUUCAAGAAAGUAAUUGUGUGGUAACAGAAAUUAUUCUUAAUGCAUUUGAAAAUAAUGCUAGUGAUGAAUGCAAAGUUGUAGACAUUCAAGUAGAUAAUCAAACACAGGCAAUUAGAAAGCAUUCUAAAAUUGAAAUCGUUAGAAAUAAAUGGCCAACUUCAUACCAGACUCAAGUAUUGGCCUUGUGGAACCGAUCAUUUGUUCAAUCAAAAGGAGAUGUUUUUAAUGCAAUUUACUUUACACAGGCAAUUCUAGCUUGUUUAAUUACUGGACUAUUGUGGUUUAAUACACCUUAUGAUGCAGAUUCUAGUGUUGAUCGUGAAGGAUCGAUUUUUUUUGUGAUGACUUACUUGUUCAUAGAUGUGGCAUUUGGAACUAUAUUUUCAUUUCCUUUUGAGAAUAAAGUGAUUGCAAAAGAAAGGGCAGCAGGAAUGUAUCAUUUAUCUGCGUUUUACACUGUAAAAAAUACAGUUGAUUUAUCUAUCCUUGUUGUACCUCAAUUAAUGAUAUACACAAUAACAUACUGGGUGAUUGGGCUGAAUCGUUCCCCAAUUUUCUUGCUCGGCUUACUAAAUGUAUUUUUAAUGACAGCUGUAUCUCAGUCUGUAGGGCUUAUCAUUGGUGGCAGCGUUAAAAGUCUUCAUAAAUGUAUUCUUUUUUUUGUUAUAAUUUCCAUUGGUGGACAACCGCUGGCAGGUUUUUUUACAAAGAAGUUGCCUACAUGGCUUUCAUGGAUUCGAUAUAUUUCUGUUUACACCUACUUUUACAAUGUUUUUAUAAGAAUGGAGUUUGAAUACGCACAGAAAGUUUUUAAGUGCACUACAGAUUCUGAAUACCGCGAAUGCUUCUACAACAACCGAACUAAUAUUACUGGUCCAGAAUUGCUAUCUUACAUAGAUCCCAUUCCUUUAAAUAUUCCACAAACGAUAGGUUUUAUAAUAUUUUUGACUUUUUUCCUUCGAGUAGUAUUUUACUACGUGCUAAAAUAUUGCCAAAAAACAAAAUAAACUCUUUUUAUAAAAAAAGUUGUAAACAUACGCAAAUGUGAGUUAUAAAUGUUUAUAAGGAUUUCAAAGUCAGGUGUUGGAUUUUUUUCGGUUUUGCUUUUUCUAACGAAAUUCUUCUAGCUAAUGGUGAUAAAAAGAGUCUCCGUCUACAAGAUAUGAUAAUUUAAUUAUUUUUUGUAUUUUUUUGGUUAAAUAUAUAGUAUUGAAAUUAUUACAAAAAUUUCAUAAACUAUUUUUAUUUAACUUAAAUAAAAACAAAAAAGUUACAAUAAAA
Molecule: messenger RNA, 2196 nt
Organism: Hydra vulgaris (swiftwater hydra)
Lineage: Eukaryota; Metazoa; Cnidaria; Hydrozoa; Anthoathecata; Hydridae
Biological process (GO): transmembrane transport
Cellular component (GO): membrane
Molecular function (GO): ATP binding; ABC-type transporter activity; ATP hydrolysis activity
Source: RefSeq, a predicted model, not a curated record